AUGACUCCAGUUUUCCUCCUCCUCAUCUUCCUCUCAGUGGCAGAUGUUUCUCUGAGUGCACCAGCCAAAACUCAGAAUCAACCUGAUGGAUCUGAGUUCAUCCUUCAAGCCCCAAAACCUAAUCCUGACUUAGAAAUAUCUAUAGAGUUUGGAGACAUUGUUGUAAUGAAUGAUUCACUCACGAAUGCAUCCCCAUGCACCGCUGAAGACUGCAAGUGGCCCAAAUCUGGAAAGUAUGUCAAUGUCCCAUACUUCAUCUCCACUGAGUACACUCAGGAAGAACGCAAAAUCAUCCUUGGAGGACUUAAGAGCUUUAAUUUGUCUACCUGCAUUCGCUUUGUCCCAUGGGAUUCAACUCAUCGUGAUUACAUCUACUUUGAACCAAAGGCUAGAUGUUCAUCCCCUAUUGGCCGUAAGGAUAAGGGUCAAUACAUCUCCUUGGGAAAAAAAUGUAUGAGACCCUCCACAGUGCAGCACGAGGUCAUUCAUGCUCUGGGCUUCCAUCAUGAGCAGUCCCGCUCCGACAGAGACCAAUACGUUUUGAUCAACUACGAAAACAUUAAGCCAGAACAYGUGAAAAACUUCAGAAAGGUGGAGACAAACAACUUGGGAACUCCCUAUGACUUCCACUCCGUCAUGCAUUACAGCAAGUAUGCCUUCUCCAAAAAUGAGAAGCCAACCAUCGUUGCCAAGGCUGAUCCUAACUAUGACUGGGGACGUGCCAAGAAGAUGAGCUCCAAUGACAUCGCCCGUAUCAACAAGCUUUACCAAUGCUAACAUGGUGGCUUCGAAUGGAUCGAAAUCUUGAUCCACCUGCUUAUCCACCUGCUGAUGCUAAACRGCUUUACUCCAAAC
This is a messenger RNA of Austrofundulus limnaeus, 855 nucleotides long. Its product is annotated as low choriolytic enzyme. The record is from RefSeq and is a predicted model, not a curated record. Gene Ontology annotation, biological process: proteolysis. Gene Ontology annotation, molecular function: metalloendopeptidase activity; zinc ion binding. Bases 1 to 777 code for a protein of 258 amino acids. The transcript is spliced from 9 exons. Lineage: Eukaryota; Metazoa; Chordata; Actinopteri; Cyprinodontiformes; Rivulidae.